Cheilinus undulatus (humphead wrasse) is the source of this 8751-nucleotide messenger RNA. It is a transcript of the gene atp10a, whose product is annotated as ATPase phospholipid transporting 10A. Bases 223 to 4707 code for a protein of 1494 amino acids. Gene Ontology annotation, molecular function: magnesium ion binding; ATP hydrolysis activity; ATPase-coupled intramembrane lipid carrier activity. Gene Ontology annotation, biological process: phospholipid translocation. The transcript has 21 exons. Gene Ontology annotation, cellular component: plasma membrane. Lineage: Eukaryota; Metazoa; Chordata; Actinopteri; Labriformes; Labridae. The record is from RefSeq and is a predicted model, not a curated record.
CAGUAGGAAAAAAAGAGAAGCUAAACAAGCAAAAGUUUUCCUCCGACUCGCGAAAAGAGGAGUCGACAUGGAUGAAAAGGAGCUGUUUGUGUGAAUAAAGUGACGAGAACCUUCUCCACACGGUAAAAGAAUGAUAACAUAGCUAGCACUUUGGGUUGUUUUGUGUGAGAGGACGUGAAAAGCUCAGCUGUGGGAAAGUUUGAAGCAGGAGCUGGGCUGGCUAUGGCGCGGGACAGAGAAGACCCCGGGAUGGCCAAAGCCCCUAAAGUCAAACGGCAGAGAAAGAAGAAAACCAAGGAGAACAAAACCAGGACCGUCCACGCAAACAUACUCUAUGACCACGCCAAAGGAGAGGAAAACCCAAACCGACACUAUGCAAACAACAAGAUUAAGACGACCAAGUACACUGUGCUGUCUUUCCUGCCAAAGAAUCUUUUUGAACAGUUUCAUAGGUUUGCUAAUGUUUACUUUGUCUUCAUCGCUUUGCUGAAUUUUGUACCAGUUGUCAAUGCGUUUCAACCAGAACUUGCGCUGGCUCCUGUGGUCUUCAUUUUGUCUGUCACUGCCAUCAAAGACUUAUGGGAGGACUACAGGAGGCACAGGUCGGAUAAAGAGAUCAAUCACAUGGACUGCCUGGUCUUCAGCAGAGUGGAGAGACGUUAUGUGGAGAAGUACUGGAAGGAGGUGCGGGUGGGAGAUUUCAUCAGACUGCGAUGUAACGAGAUCCUCCCUGCUGACGUUCUGCUGCUGAGCUCCAGUGACCCAGACCGCCUUUGCCACAUCGAGACCGCCACACUGGACGGAGAGACCAACCUCAAGCAGAGGCAGGUUGUCCGCAGCUUCUUCGACCUGGAUUGUGACUUUGACCCUUUGAAGUACAACAGCAUAAUUGAAUGUGAGAAGCCCAACAAUGACCUGAACAGAUUCAGAGGCUACAUAAUCCAUCGGAGUGGCAGAAGAGAUGCACUUUACAAAGAAAACUUGCUGCUGAGAGGCUGCACCAUUCGCAACACAGAGGAGGCUGUGGGAAUAGUCAUUUACGCAGGUCAUGAGACCAAAGCCAUGCUGAACAACAACGGCCCACGCUACAAGCGGAGUAAACUGGAGCGACAGAUGAAUGUAGAUGUGUUCUGGUGUGUCAUCAUCCUGCUGGUCAUGUGCCUGUUUGCUGCUGUUGGUCACGGGCUGUGGAUGUUUCAGUACGGAGAUAAGAGGCCUGUGUUUGACGUCCUCAGUCCAGAGGGGACGGACUUAUCACCCAUCAUGUCCGCUAUUUAUCUCUUCCUCACCAUGAUCAUCGUCUUUCAGGUGCUGAUCCCCAUCUCACUCUUUGUGUCGAUUGAGAUCGUCAAGAUCUGCCAAGUGUACUUCAUCCAUCAGGACAUGGAGCUGUACGACGAGGAGACCGACUCUCACCUGCAGUGCAGAGCUCUUAAUAUCACAGAGGAUCUCGGCCAGAUGCAAUACAUCUUCUCUGACAAGACCGGGACGCUGACGGAGAAUAAGAUGGUGUUCCGCCGCUGCACUGUGGCAGGGGUGGAGUACUCCCAUGAUGCAAAUGCCAGGAGACUUGCUAUGUACCAGGAGAUGGAUUCAGAGGAGGAGGAGUGCACAUCUCACGGUGGCACUCUGCCCAGGCGGGACAGUGUGACGAGCCACCAGAGCGCCAAGGUGGUGCUGCGCUCCCAGAGCACAAAGUCCCACCGCAGGACGGGGAGCAGGGCGGAGGCCAAGCGAGCCAGUAUCCUGUCCAAACACACGGCCUUCAGCAGCCCCAUGGAGAAAGAUAUCACCCCCGACCCCCAGCUCCUUGACAAAGUCAAUGAAUGCAGCAGUCAGAUGGAGUUCAUGCGUUUCCACAGCCAGUCAACGUCUCAUCUGCCCUCUGACCUUGCUGACAUCAUUGAUUUCUUCAUCGCUCUCACCAUCUGCAACACCGUUGUUGUGUCCUCACCAAACCAGCCCAGACAGAAGGUUCGGAUGAGGUUUGAGCUAAAGUCUCCAGUAAAAACCAUUGAGGAUUUCAUCAAACGCUUCACCCCAAGCCGUCUGACCUCCGGCUCCAACAGCAGCAGCUCCUCCAGCCUCAUCACCAACCGUUCCUCCAACAAAGGCUGCUCCAGCAUGCUGUCGUCCCCGUCUGCAGAGAGCACGCUCACCAAACUGGACGAGGAGAAGCAUCACAGCGGCCUGGAGCACGCUUUCAGCCCUGUCCCACCCUGCUAUGAUGGGAAGGGCUGGAACGUGGAGGAAGGCGAGCUGCGAUACGAGGCCGAGUCACCCGAUGAAGCAGCUCUGGUCUAUGCUGCACGGGCGUACAAGUGCUCUCUCGUUGGACGCCUCCCUGAUCAAGUGACUGUGGAGCUGCCUCACCUGGGGAAGCUGAGCUUUGAGCUGCUGCACACGCUGGGCUUCGACUCCACCAGGAAGCGCAUGUCAGUGGUGGUGAGACAUCCUCUGACGGAUCAGAUCACCGUGUACACCAAAGGAGCCGACUCUGUCAUCAUGGAUCUCAUCAAACCCCCCGACACAGGAAACUCCAAAGGGAAACGCCAGAAAAAGAUUGUCAGCCGGACCCAGAACUACCUGAACCUUUACGCUGCCGAUGGCCUUCGCACGCUGUGCAUCGCUAAAAAGGUUAUGAGCAAAGAGCAGUACGCGCACUGGCUGCAGCGCCACCUGGAGGCAGAGACAGCCAUCCAGGGAAGAGAGGAGCUCCUGUUUGAGUCUGCCCUGCGGCUGGAGACGAACCUCCAGCUUCUAGGAGCGACUGGCAUUGAGGAUCGGCUGCAGGACGGUGUCCCAGAGACUAUCGCUUCUCUGAGACAGGCUGGCCUGCAGAUAUGGGUGCUGACAGGGGACAAACAGGAAACAGCUGUAAAUAUUGCAUACGCCUGCAAGCUGCUGGACCCAGAGGAGGAGAUUCUGACACUGAAUGCUGAUUCUCAGGAGGCAUGUGCGCUGCUGCUGGAGGAGAGUUUACACUACAUCCAGGCCAAAUUCCUCUGCAGCUCUGCAGACCAAGCAGCCAAGACCUUCCACAACAACUUUGUACCCUUUGACAUCUACUCCUCUUCAUCUCCGUCCUCCUCCUCAUCCUCCCACACCGCUCCCUUCAUGGUGCACAGGCUGGGCUUGGUGAUCGACGGGCGUACCCUGGCCUACGCCCUUGAUAAGAGUUUGGAGGAUAAGUUUCUGGCGAUCGCGCGGAGCUGUCGAUCGGUUCUCUGCUGUCGCUCCACGCCGCUGCAGAAGAGCAUGGUGGUCAAACUGGUGCGGAACAAGCUAAAGGUCAUGACUCUGGCUAUAGGUGAUGGGGCCAACGAUGUCAGCAUGAUCCAGGUGGCAGACGUUGGUGUGGGCAUAUCGGGACAGGAGGGCAUGCAGGCGGUGAUGGCAAGCGACUUUGCUCUCCCACGUUUCCGGUAUCUCCAGAAGCUUCUGCUGGUCCAUGGACACUGGUGCUACUCCCGGCUGGCCAACAUGAUCCUUUAUUUCUUCUACAAAAAUGCUAUGUUUGUUGCGCUCAUCUUCUGGUAUCAGUUCUACUGUGGAUUCUCAGGUUCGGCCAUGGUUGACCAAUGGUAUCUUAUCUUUUUCAACCUGAUGUUCUCCGCAUUCCCACAACUCAUCACCGGCACUCUGGACAAAGACGUGUCAGCAGAGACUCUGCAACAACUACCUCAGCUCUACGUGAACGGGCAGAACUCAGAGGAAUAUAAGCCAUACAUGUUCUGGAUGAACAUGAUAGAUGCCUUCUACCAAAGUUUGAUCUGCUUCUUCAUCCCGUACUUUGCCUACGCUGACUCUGACGUGGAUUUGUUUACAUGGGGAACUCCCAUCACCACCCUGGCUUUAUUCACCAUCCUGGUGCACUUAGGCAUCGAGACCAAAACCUGGACCUGGAUGAACUGGCUGUCCAUCUCCUUCAGUGUAGCUUUAUUCUUCACUGUGGCUCUCUGUUAUAACGCCUCCUGUCCCACCUGUUACUCUCCUUCCAACCCGUACUGGACUAUGCAGAGGCUGCUGCAGGACCCACUCUUCUACCUGCUCUGUGUCAUCACGCCAAUAGCGGCUCUGCUGCCCAGAUAUUUCUACAGGGCGUGUCAGGGAACGCUGUUUCCCAGCCCGGUUCAAGUCGGGAGACAAUUGGAUAAACUCCCCUCAGAAACCCGCAGGAACAUCCUCAGCCUCAGCAGGGUCAAGGUGGGGUCGCCACUCAGCCCCAAGCCUCACUUCCUCUCCCUCAGCACGCCCUCCACAACAAGCAGCAAUAAAAGAGACCAAAGGAGCUUCCCUGGCUCUAAGACAUCACAUACACCCUCUUUACAAACAGACCAGCGGGGAAGGGGGCCCGCGGACACCGAGAGGGACCUCUACACAUUAGUCCCCUCAGAAAUAGACACGCUUCCUUACACCAAAGACACUCCAAAGCUCUCAGAGGAGCCACGGCCUCCUGAAACCAAAGACUUAGAGCGGUUAGAGAAAAGUUUAGAGGCGUCAGAUGUGAGUCUGUCAGGCUGGAUCACCUCGACACCUCUGCUCACACAAACAGACAGCAUCCAGCUGAACCUGCCCCCCGACGGAGACGCUCAGAGUGUCCGAUACAUGAGGGACACAGAGGAAAAACUAAAGUCUGGUCAUGUGGUUCAUGGAUCACAGAGGACAGAGCAGGACGCAGAACAGUCACUGCACGUCGCAUUAUGAUGUCUUAAGUAUUUUAGUCAGAAACACUAAGAAGACAUCAUCUGUUUUAUUUUACUUUGUUUUCUCAUGAUAAUAUGCACAUUUAUAUUGUUUCAUGAGAUCAAGACUUAUUUAUUAUCUUAGAAUAAUAAUGCGAAUUAAUUUCUGUCAAAUUUUCAACACCUUAAGAAACUAAUUCACUAGCCGUAUACUGGUGAUACAACAACAUAGAUAAGCUGUGAUCGUGAGAAAACGACUGAAAUUUAUCUGUCAUCUUGGGAAAAUGGAGUAAAAUAAAAUCCAUGGGUGUAUGUCCACUUAGGGCUUCUGUACUCAGACUCCAAUUUGCACGAUAGGUUUUUUGAAAUCUAAUUUUAUUGUAUUUUUCAAGGAGAUUCUUUUAUAAAAUAUAGAAAAAGGUACUUUAUAUUUUGGAUGUUUAGAGCUAAAAAUAUUUCUGAGAUUUGGGAGGUUGAAGAACUGGAAUAACUCCUGUUUUUCUUUACUCCUGGGGUUAUAUAUUUCUCUUUCUUGAUCAGGUUUUCACAGAUGGAGGAGCAGAGUCAAACAUUCCAGUGUGGAGUUAUCUGGGAGUUUGUUUCCUCUCUGAAGUGGUGCUCUGCUCCUUUUUUUUAACAUUCGCCUGUAAACUCAUAUUCCUAUUAAUAAACUGGUAAUCCUGAGAGGAUAAGUUUAAUGUUUUAUAGAAACAUGUUUGAGGCAAAUUCUCAAAGAGUUUUAUCUUUACUUAAGUCUGAAUAUAGCGGCAUUGUCUCACUGCACGUUUCAGUGCAAGCCUUUUUGUUUUUUUAGAAAGUUUAAAAAUUAAGAAGCAUAUUUUCUAUCUUUUUUCACACAGUUCAUUCCACUGAAAACUCCAGUUAUGCAUUCCAAAAGUUCACAGAAUGGUUUUGUAUUUGUUUAAGAGUCUACCAGAAAUGAUGCUGUUUAAAUGUGUGCGUGCAUAACUUUGUGUGUCUGUGUGCUCUCAUUGGACUUGUUUUACAGUGCCUUUUGUGUUACGUUGAAGGGACAGUUUACCAUUUUUGUAAACGUGCGUAUUUGCUUUGUUGGAAAAAUUUACAAGAAAAACAGAGACCCGUCUGUGCUGUCUGUCUUAGAUGACUGCUGACAAGAGGAAUGGUAGCAAGCUUCCAAUUUUAACACCUUUUGAGCUCAAAAAUGGCAUGCUGUAAUUUUUUUCAUGUUUAUGAAUAUGCUUGUUCAGCCCGACAAAUUAUGGCACUUUUACAAGUGAGUAGUAAUGUCUUUUUUUAAUCACAGGAAGCUUACCGACUAGUCAGUUAAACUUCAUCAGCUUACUAAAUCCAGCAGAGUUCCUCUGCAUUGUCACUAAUGUUUACACAUGAAACACUUUUUACCCUCAAGUUUGGGUUUGAAGAAAAUGACACAGAUAACGGUUAGUUAUGAGCAAGCUUUUACACACGUUCCUGCUCUUACUAUGUCAAUAAAGAAAGCAUAAGGCGGCGAGAGAAGUAGCAAUAACAGAGCAGUGCAGAGCAGGCAUCAAUAAUGACAGAAUGGCACCAAGGAUAAAGGAAGAGCUGGGGUGGAGGAGGGUUGCAAGAGCAGCGUGCAGACAGAGCAGCAGAGCAUAGCCAGGCAAGAGCAGUUUGAAUAAGUCACCAUGAGAGGGAUUAGCCAAUGGCAUGCUUAGAGCAAAGCCGACGACAAAUUUUGUUUACUAGCGGUUAGCAAACAGUUAUGGGUGUCACUGCAACCUAGAUUGGUGGGGUAAAUACUGUCGUGUGAUUGCCUUUUUUUCAGAUGUGUUUGUCGUGUGGCUGCAUGCACCAAAUGAUGACCUCUGAAGCGUUUCAGCUCAGUGUGAAUACGUUAAUAUAUUGCACCCAUAGUACACAUGGUCAACAGAAAGCAUAAGUUUUAUGCAUGUAGGGUGCAGAUGUUCCACAGUCUAGGCCUGGAGGUGGUGUCGACAUGUGUUUGGCAGCCAAGGUCAAGCUUGAUGGCACCUCUUUGUCCUGAGCUUUCCUGGUAAAAUGCCAGGAGACCACCAGUGGUUUUCGGGCUCUUCACAGCACAACUAGGGGCUUGUGUGAACCUUAUACCUGCCUGGACAGUACCCUAGGCCAGCAUUUCUCAACUGGCCAAGCCUCAGGACCUACCAACAUGACAAAAUUAUAACCCAAACUUCAUAUAUUUUUCCAUCAAUCAGAACUAUUUAGAGGAUAAAUAGAACAGCUUGUACCUCAGACAGUAUGAAACAUGACAAAGAGACAGAACAAAACAAGCAUGUUUUAAAAGAGUUUCACAGACUUGAUGAUGCAACUUCUCUCUUUGCAACCCACUGAAAAUGUUCCCACGACCCACUUUUGAGUCCUGACUCACCAGUUGAGAAUCAGUGCCCUAGGCCAUGCCUUCUUACUCCACUCUAAAGGUGUGGACUGGUAUUUUUCUGAUGGAUUGACACAUAUCCAGAGCAUGGCUGGGGUUGUAUCAGUACUCCUUCCCGUCAAUGGUUCUUUAAGGUGACUUCCUCACCACACCUUACUUCAGCAUCAAUUUUUGGCCCUAACACGCCUAAAAGUUCUUCACAGUACUGUAUACCCCAAGCCUAAAAAGUAUUAAUGAGAUCCUACAAGAAACGAAUACCAGGUUUUACCAGGUAUGGUUACAUAACUAUUUCCUUGGAUUUUUUUUAUUCCAACAAAGACGAUUUAUUGUGAGCUUGUACAUUUCUUUGUUUUUGUUACACUAAGCCAAGGUCAAGAUCUCUAAGUUUCUUAGUAUUUGUUGUUCAUACAUGGUCCGUCAAAGCAAAUACGUCUGUUUCCUUAAUGUCUAAGUAUUCCUUCAGCCCUGUAGUCGUCUGACAACAAGCUACCAUCACAUUCUGUAUAGAAAUCUACUUGAAGGUCUGUUUGUAUCACUUCAUUUUGUUUUCUGAGUUGGUCUAAACACAAAUCUGUUUUCACUCUAGGAUGUAAACCAAAAGCUCCGUGGUCAAAGAAGGUCUUUAACAAAUGUCUAAAAAUGAGGCUUUAAGAGUUAACUUUGCACUUUGAGAGCAGGAUUUUAGAGUCGCCAUUAUGUAUUGUUGGUGCUGUUCUAGAAUUAAAAGGAUGGGACGUUUUCCCGUUGUUUUAAAGGAAUCGUGAUGUUUUCCACCAUGCACAAACUUUGUAUAAAGAUCAGAAAGAUGCUUCAGUUUGUGUGAUAGUUGAGCAUUUAAAGCAGCAGCACCUUUGAUGUUUUAUAAAUGUUGUAUCUUUUGUGUCAUUGCAGUACAUUUUUAUAUCAUUUACCAAAGAACAUAUAUAUUUCUGCGUUUUCUAAGCAAUAGUCUGUGCCUUAACACUGGAUAAGAAAUGACAAAUGUAAGAGUUUUAUGUUGCUGAAGCUGUUUUUUGUUUUAAGAUGUCAUCCAAAGGAGCGUUUUUGUUCUGUUUCUGUAAUUGUUGAUAUUUAUGAGGCUACAUGUGAGGUGUUUUCUUUUCCUCCUGUCUGGUUUUGCACACGUUCUCUGGCAUGUCGUUCACUUUCUGACGCAGUUCACUUUUCGUUUCACGUUUCUGUCUGUUUGCAGCUUUUGGCGUCACUCUUAAUGUGCCAGAAUGAAGCUGGAGCGUUUACACUGCUUAACAUUCCCACUGUUAGAAACCUCUAAAAGGAACUUCGACGCUCUCAGCAUGAAGACUUUAAACAUGUCAGAGCUCUGUUCGCGGGUUUUUCAUUUGUACUUUUGUUGCAAGAUGAGUUGUAUAUUAAACCGAUUUACUCUCAUUGGGAAAUACUCAGCUGUUAAAUCACUGUGCAGUAUUCAUAAAGGCAUUAAUCGAGAUCUUCACAUUUAAUUAGAAAUGGUUGGAGCACGCUGGAAAUGCUGGAAAGCUCCAAACUACAACAGCAACAAGCACCCGCUGUGUUUUAAGUUUUGUUCAAAUGCAUUUUUCUUUUGCCUGUUCUUUUUUCUUUGAGGAAUUUUAUUCAUUGUGGCAACUUGUGAACAAAAUAAAACUAAGUAUUUAUCUUUGCUACCUGUUUGUUCAGAAUAAUGUAAUCUUUGCUAAAUAAACGUCUCAG